AUGGCAUUGCCACCCAACGAGUCUUGGACACUUUCAUCUUACCUCGACUUCGACGAGGAUGUGGACUAUGCACCGAAUCCGUUCGUUGAACGUGGUGAUACCACCGCGCCAGUGGCGAAGCAUCAUACAACAGAUGCAGGUGAGAACACCAUCACGAACCCGCUCGACGAGCAACAGGAGCUGAUCCGUCAGAGUGAGGAGCGUGCUCUACGUCGCACUCAUACCCAGGCGGGCGUGCCCAUCUUGUUGUUCGCUGGCGAGCUGCCCGAGGAGGAAGACAAUGAGUUCAUCCGUUGGGUGUACCGCAAGCGGCGUCUUAGCAGUGUGCCAACGCUGCGGGACAGCGCCGAUGUGGCUGACGUUCGUCUGGAACGGAAGCAGCGGUUCGAUUAUGCCAAGCUCAAGGCCAGAGGCCAGUUGCGUACACGUACGCGUUAUGCUCCGGCUACAAUGGUAGCCACGGGUCUCGACCCUGAUGUGCGGAGCAACACGCCACCUCCCACCACUAUUGGUAAGAAGUAUUCUCGCUCGCAAGGCGACCCAGGCCACGAUGUUAAAAAACCUUUACGGCGUAAGGGCAGUCCUGCCGAAGGGGUAUCUCAUACUCCCACGAGUUCUCCGACUCCGGGUACCCUCGCCACUUUACCAGAUACUGGUAUUGGCCACGACGACGAAGUCGCUAAAGGAGUCGCUCCAUAUGGAACUGGUAGUUCCCUUGCUUAUCGAGCAGAGUCGGUGGUAGUCGGGGUACCGAAGGAGGAGCAUGAGAAGGUGCUCCGUGAGCUGAGUGGUCUCCAAGAGACAUUGGGUAAGACCCAGAGUGCGCUCGACGCGAUGCAAGCCCGUGUUCAAACAUUGGAGUUGGCCUUAGCCCGUGUAGAUGGUCGGCUUGACCUCCUAGUUCGGAUGCAACAGCCGAACGCAAGGCCCUAUUACCCGGCGCAAGCGCCUCCAAGUUCACAUGAGACGGAUCCCGAUACGGCGUAA
Messenger RNA from Hyaloperonospora brassicae, 987 nucleotides. Lineage: Eukaryota; Oomycota; Peronosporomycetes; Peronosporales; Peronosporaceae. The record is from the annotation of a GenBank genome assembly.